AAAAAAAUAAAUUAAAGUGAAAAAAUAAAAACAUUUAAAAAAUGCCUAAAAGAAAAAGAAGCUCCACACCAGAGAGUCUCGACGAUGGAGUUGAUGAUGAUUUAGUUGACGAAAAAGGGAUGCCAAUUCAGCGAAAUGCUGCAAAUGCCCGUGAACGUGCUCGUAUGAGGGUUCUGUCCAGUGCCUUUUACAAACUAAAAACAAUCAUUCCGUGGGUGCCUCGAGAUACAAAGCUUUCCAAGCUGGAUACUCUUAAAUUAGCCACAAACUACAUUUCAUUUCUUGCUUCGGUAUUAAAAGGGGAGCCCGUGGACAUGAUUUCACGAAGCAUGCAGCAACCACAGAAACUGACGUGGCCGUUCAUCUUUCAGCAAAUGCAUGACAAAGCACCGCCGACACCCAGUCGACAUCCGCAAAGUAGUUACAACAACAACAACAAUGACGGCGAAAAGGCAGCGAUGAUGUCGGAGAACAAAAGUUGGAAUGAUUUUUCCUUUAGUGAAAUGGAAUUUUAUGAGAGCAAGUCAUUUUUGGGAAACGGAUAUGAAAUGUUUAAAAAUGAACAUGCAACUGAAUUGGCCUGA
Messenger RNA from Culicoides brevitarsis, 584 nucleotides. RefSeq names its product transcription factor 21-like. The transcript has 3 exons. Bases 42 to 584 code for a protein of 180 amino acids. The record is from RefSeq and is a predicted model, not a curated record. Gene Ontology annotation, biological process: developmental process; regulation of transcription by RNA polymerase II. Gene Ontology annotation, molecular function: protein dimerization activity; RNA polymerase II transcription regulatory region sequence-specific DNA binding; DNA-binding transcription factor activity, RNA polymerase II-specific. Lineage: Eukaryota; Metazoa; Arthropoda; Insecta; Diptera; Ceratopogonidae.